AUGACAUCCCUCCAAUCAAAGGCGUUGGAAUAUCAAAAAGAAAGCCAGGACGAAACACAUACGCUUAGUUCCUUUUCCUCGUCAUCCGUCUCCGAAACCGAUGACAUCCCUCCAAUCAAAGGCGUUGGCGAUUUCUUCAGAGAAUUCUGUAUCUGGUAUCUUGCUGGCCCUGCCAUCUUUACCAAGGUUGGCCAAUUCUCUCUUGGCGCCAUUACUCAAGCAUUUUCCGGUCAAAUAGGCCCUCUCGCCCUCGCUUCCGUCUUAGCUGAAAUCUCCAUUAUUACCGCCUUUUCCUGUGCUGUAGUGGUUGGGAUGGGAAGUGCACUGGAAAUAUUAUGUGGGCAAGCAUUUGGAGCAGGACAGCUAGUUAUGCUUGGAAUAUAUUUACAGAGAUCAUGGCUCAUUCUUGGUAAAGCAGCUUCAUUACUGUGCUUGUUUAAUGUAUUUGCAGCUCCAUUUUUGAGACUGAUUGGGCAAACUGAAACUGCAAUAUCAAAAACAGCAGGAAUUUUCUCUCUUUGGAUGAUACCUCAGUUAUUCGCUUUCGCAAUGAACUUUCCUGUCGCAAGAUAUUUACAGGCUCAAAGCAAAAUCAUGGACAUGGCGGAAAUCACCGCCACAGCCUUGGUUUUGCACAUAAUUUUUAGUUGGUUGUUGAUGCUGAAGUUAGGGUGGGGAUUGGUGGGCGCUGCGGUGGUGUAACUGCUAAAUGCAUCGUGGUGGUUUAUUGUUUUGUCGCAGUUUUUGUAUAUAACUAGUGGAAAUUGUGGCAGAGCUUGGAAUGGAUUUUCAUGCAAAGCUUUCCAAAACUUGUGGGGUUUUGUUAAGCUGUCUGUAGGAUCAGCUUUAUGCUAA
This is a messenger RNA of Jatropha curcas, 855 nucleotides long. The record is from RefSeq and is a predicted model, not a curated record. NCBI's taxonomy places the organism in Eukaryota, Viridiplantae, Streptophyta, Magnoliopsida, Malpighiales, Euphorbiaceae.